AUGGUCAAAUAUUGUGGAUAUCUAGUGCCAGACGAGUGGAUGUACCAGCGAGGCGUUGAGUUGGGUUAUCCCCGCCCCGUGACUGUAGAAGACAAAAUGGAUAUGCUUCUCCUGGCUUCGAGGGAUCUCAUGACGGAGACAGGCGUUUACUGCUACACCAAAUUUCGUCAUGUAAAAACCGCCAAGGGGACCAAGUUUUGGUGCAUCGCUUUCGCCUCAAACGAUCCUUCUGAAAGGUUACCAACCAGCUCACCGUCGGAGGAAAGAUACAAGGCUUUGAAGGAGGUGCUGCAGAGGAAAGGCCCGCCCGGCUGGUACCAAGCUUCUUGA
Suillus subalutaceus is the source of this 330-nucleotide messenger RNA. RefSeq lists its product as uncharacterized. The transcript has a single exon. The record is from RefSeq and is a predicted model, not a curated record. The coding region runs from base 1 to 330 and encodes 109 amino acids. Lineage: Eukaryota; Fungi; Basidiomycota; Agaricomycetes; Boletales; Suillaceae.